Messenger RNA from Rhipicephalus sanguineus (brown dog tick), 2623 nucleotides. RefSeq lists its product as uncharacterized. Lineage: Eukaryota; Metazoa; Arthropoda; Arachnida; Ixodida; Ixodidae. The transcript has 24 exons. Gene Ontology annotation, cellular component: membrane. Gene Ontology annotation, biological process: sodium ion transmembrane transport. Gene Ontology annotation, molecular function: ligand-gated sodium channel activity. Bases 1 to 2619 code for a protein of 872 amino acids. The record is from RefSeq and is a predicted model, not a curated record.
AUGCGGCCUCCUUGGCCCGGAAUUGAACCCGGUACGCCAGACAAACCUUUCCUGCGGCAAGCUCACCACCACCACCAUCGGUUCCUGGAUCUUUGCACCGCAACACCUUGGCCGCUAGCCUACCGAGAUCAACUCCAACUGCUGCUUGACAUGACGCUGCGCUGGAUUCUGGAUUUAGGAGCCAAUGGAGAUAAGAAAAAGUAUCAGCAGCGCAUCCGUUUGCUGCGCAUCGGCGUCUUCAUGCUGAUGACCAUGGGCUUCCUCUAUCAGGCCUCCAAAGUAGUUGAGGAGUAUCUCAGCUAUCCAAGCGCCGUCGAUGUUCGCAUUGAGGGCACCGAGGUGCUCCUCUUUCCUGGCCUUUCCGUCUGCGUCACCAACUGGGUUAGCAAGACCAAGCUCUGCGAGCACUACCCGGAUUUCUGCGAUACCAACACAACUGACGUGGAAGAGCUGAAAAAAUUACUACUGACCGGCGGCAAACUUGGAGAUAUUGCUCACAGCUCGGAAGACGUUCUGCAGAUCGGCUUUGUGAACCCGACGCAGUAUUUCUUCGAGUUUUACCUGAGCCCAAACGUUACUCGACAGUCAUACUCCCGGCUGCCAAGUCAGAUGUGCUACACUAUGAAUUGGAGGCACGACACCAAGAUCGAAACAGUCCACCAGAACGUCUUGGCCUUCGAGAUGAACGUGCUGUUUGCCUGGCCCGAAGACGAUCUCAUACAAUUGGACGAAUUCGAAAUGAACCUCGGCUUUCACCACGUCGACACAAACACCGCGGGAAAGAAGCACGCCAUGGCUUUUAAGCCUUCGGGUGACUUCGUCUUCGGAAUUGUGCAGGAGGGAGUCGUAUCUCUGCCUGCGCCCUUCGCCACCAAGUGUGACAACUACAGCCGGUAUCUGCGCCUACCGAACUUCAAAGUCAAGUAUUCAAAAGAGAUAUGCUACGAAGAAUGCCGGAAGGAGAUAACGCGGGAAGUCUGCGGAUGCAUUCCAAAUGAUUACGCAUGGCGAAAUCAGAUAAGCGAUAAGGUCUGCGAUUUACAAGAAACUUCCAACUGCGUUCACGCCGAUGGCAGAGCAAUGUACAGCGUAGUCUGCAAUGACCGCUGUCACACAGCGUGCAGGGAGACGAUCUACAAAGCGACCCAGUCGGCAUGGAAACAAGUAACCAGCAUGUCUAUGGAGGGGCUCACCUACGUCAAAGUACGUGCGCUAAUGACGUCAAGGAGCGUCGACGCACUGCACUUCAUUCCACUGUUAACGGGCACACAGGUACUGGGCCUUGUGGGAGGCUACUCUGGUUUCUGGAUGGGCGUGGCUAUUGUGGUUGGGGCCACCGAAAGCGUGCGUGUCGUGUUCGACUUCUGCCGCCGACGCGUCCGCGGACGGCUCCGCAAGGCUGAGAUCACAUUCCUGUUCCGCGUGUGCAAGAUGCUGAUGGUGCAGGGAUGCUUCGUGGCGUGCGCGUUCAGCAUCUACUGGGAUUACGAGAACUACCGACACUUCUACACGGCCGUCACCUACGAGCAGCAGAACAUUCGAGGCGUCUUCUUCCCCGCCGUGACCAUCUGCUCAUACGAAGCGGUGAACUUCACCAGGAUGUGUACAGAGUACGGAAGAUACAACAAGUGCGUCGCUGCUACUUUUGAUACGACAGUGGGCAACGAUAUAAUAGCCAUGAAGUACGUCAUCAACUACACUUAUCCUCCGACUGACGUCUUUUCAAAUUGCACCAUGACCUUCUCCGGAGAGAUCUGUGAAAGCUUUAAGUGUGACAACCUGUGGGAUCCCACGUACACGUUUGUGAAGACUGGUGUUUGCUUCAUCCUUAACAUCGGAAGGUCACCGGAACUUCAGAGGUGUCAAGAGCAGUACAAAUACCGACUCAACUUCCGUGUUCGCGCGGACACCAAGGAUCCUCGGAACGAGAACAUGGCCUUCUCGGCGUUGGUGCACGCCUCCAGCAGUUACACUUCCGGAAUCAUCCACACCUUCCGCUUCCAGGCUGGCCGGAAGUACACCAUCUCCGUCGCUCAGACAGAGAUGGUCUCGUUGCCGCUACCUUACGAGACGCGUUGCAUCGACUACGAAGCUACGGCGGACGAAUCUUUGUACGACGAGAAAGAGAUUCAAGAAGAGGAGUGCAGCGAGUUCUGCGUGGCACAAAGGUGGAUUGCGACCUGUGGCUGCUUCUCCAAAAUGUACGCCGUCAAGCAUCGCAUGAGAGGAACAGUGUGCGAAUAUGUGCCACAUAUGCGUUGCAUCGACGAACUCAUCCGUCAGAAGUGGUUUGUAUCCUGUCAGAACGAGUGCACCAGAGGAUGCAAAGACACUCGUUAUAGAGGCCUGAUGUUUCAAACCGGAUUCAUCGAGGACUACGUGAGAUACGAAAACCUCGAGGCAGACCUCACGGUGGUCCUCGGCUCCACGAAGCGCAAGAUUGUCAGCAACCUGCCAAGAAUGACGAUGGCCGACUUCCUUCUUUACCUGUCCGGCCACGUGAGCAUGUGGUUGGGCGUGUCACUCAUCGCCGCAGGCCCCUUGGUGGUGGAAGGGGUCAAGUACUUGCAGCGGUUGUUCAAUGCCUUCGCCACCUCCAUGGGCUUCGUCAUGGACUAGUGAC